Messenger RNA from Cuscuta campestris, 1059 nucleotides. Lineage: Eukaryota; Viridiplantae; Streptophyta; Magnoliopsida; Solanales; Convolvulaceae. The record is from the annotation of a GenBank genome assembly.
GUGAAGAGGGAGAGAGAGGAAGUUGCAGCGAUGGCGGAGGAGAAGCCUCAACCGGUUCAAGUUUUGUACUGCGGAGUUUGCGGGUUACCGCCGGAGUAUUGCGAGUUCGGUCCCGAAUUCGUGAAAUGCAAACCGUGGUUGAUCCAAAACGUCCCCGAUCUCUAUCCGGAUCUUCUCAAAGAAGGGGAUGGAAAAGAAGCAGAUAAAGUGGCCAAUCAGCUUCAAGCAACAUCAAUCUCUAAUGCUGGAGCAGGUUCUUCAGCUCCCCAGCCGGAAGAAGUAAAGCGCCUUCCAGGUGGAAAGAUAAAAAAGAAAGACAAGCAGGAAAUUGUGAUUGAAAAGACAACUCGCCAAAAGAGAAAAUGCAUCACCACCAUCAAGGGGCUAGAAUUAUUUGGCAUCAAAUUAAGUGAUGCCUCAAAGAAGUUCGGUAAAAAGUUUGCCACGGGAGCUUCUGUUGUUAAGGGCCCAACUGAAAAGGAACAGAUUGAUGUGCAAGGAGAUAUAGCAUAUGACAUCGUGGAUUUCAUUACAGAGACCUGGCCAAAUGUUCCUGAGUCUGCAGUUUUCUUUAUUGAAGACGGUAAAAAGGUCCCGGCUGCAUAGAAGUUAUAUGAAGAUCACAAAGGGAGGGAACUUCAUGCAAAACCCAAGCCUUCAAUUGUGCUAUGGCGGACAUGUAUGCAAAGAUGGUUUACAUAUAUAAAAGGUAGCCACGUUAACUCGUGCACGACAAAAGAUUGAACCAUCUCAACAAUGUGUGCGUCUUUUGCGUCGUAUUAUGCCCACCUUCAUAACAUUCUUAUGUCUUAAGCGAGACCCGCAAUGUAAUUUUCGCAUUUGCACCCCUCUCUGUGUGGUUGAAGUCAUUUUCUGGUGCUAAAAAUUUUGUGGAGAGAUUUACUAAUGUUCACUUCUGUCUUUCUAUCUUCUCUUCUCUCAGAAUAGAAAGAAAAUGUGGAAACUCGUGGUGAUCAGAGGGUAUGGAAAUAAUGUAUGUGGCAUGUGAAAAUUAUGUCAUGUAAAAAACAUUAAAUAUAAUGAAUAAUAGAGUUGUUU